Messenger RNA from Engraulis encrasicolus (European anchovy), 1125 nucleotides. It is a transcript of the gene pjvk, whose product is annotated as pejvakin. Gene Ontology annotation, cellular component: cytoplasm. The record is from RefSeq and is a predicted model, not a curated record. The transcript has 6 exons. Gene Ontology annotation, biological process: programmed cell death. NCBI's taxonomy places the organism in Eukaryota, Metazoa, Chordata, Actinopteri, Clupeiformes, Engraulidae. Bases 1 to 1125 code for a protein of 374 amino acids.
AUGUUCGCGGCAGCCACCAAGAACUUUGUGAAGCAGGUGGGUGACACAGGCCGUCUGAUCCCGGUGCCCAGCCUGAGCGAAGCCGACCGCUACCAGCCGCUCAGCCUGGUGACCCGGAAGAGGAGACGCCGCUUCUUCAGGAAGAACAAGUACGGCUCCACGCCCUUCUCCCUCAAGGACAUCCUCAUAGGAGAGAAGGAGAUCACCGCAGGUGUGUCGUCCUAUCAGCUGCUGAACUACGAGGACAAGUCGGAUGUGGCGUUGAACGGUCGCCUAGGUAACCACCUGAUAAAUGAUGUGGGCUUCAACAUCAGCGGAUCGGACUCAGUGGCCGUGAAGGCAUCUUUUGGCAUCGUCACCAAACAUGAGGUGGAGGUCCCCACUCUACUCAGGGAGCUCAACAACAGGAAAGUGGACCUGGACCACUGUCUGAUCCGCCAGUCUAAGGAGAGUGGUAGAACAGUGCUGUGUGUUGUCAUGGAAAGCAUACGCACCACACGACAGUGCUCUCUCACUGUACACGCCGGGAUGAGGGGCACUACAAUGAGGUUCCAGAUAGAAGACGGGCGCAACCCUAAGGGUCGGGACAAAGCCAUCGUCAUCCCAGCUCACACCACCAUCGCAUUCAGCGUCUUUGACCUGUACGUGCGACUGGAUGGGCGGCUAGACAUCUGCGUGGCUCCGGAGUCUAGUGGUGGUUUUGAGCGAGAGCAGAUUAGAGAGCAGCUGGGUGGCUUCAUCGGCCGCUUCUCCAUGGGACGACUACGCAGAUUCUUCUCUGGCAUCAUAUACGGAAACCCAUUCAGGACAGACGACCGCACGUUCGAGGAGCUGACCCACUCGGACACGUUCCUGGACGACGUGGCGACGGCGGACUACUACGAGAAGUCGGCCAGCAUGACGGACAUCUCCACCACCACGGCGUACCUGCGCGAGAACAGCAACCACACGCGCGUCAACCUGCUCAACCACAACCUGCCCAAGGGGCCCUGCGCCCUGUGCGGCAUGGGCCAACAGCGGAGGGAGACCGUCUACGGCUGUCUGGAGUGUUCAAGCGGCGGGAAUAAGUACGUCAGACUGCACGCCGUGCCCUGUUUCGACCUCUGGCACAAGACUCUACGCUGA